Molecule: messenger RNA, 588 nt
Organism: Caretta caretta (loggerhead turtle)
Lineage: Eukaryota; Metazoa; Chordata; Testudines; Cheloniidae
Source: RefSeq, a predicted model, not a curated record
AUGACAGCAGACUGUAAUAUUGACACACCUCUGAGUCACCCUUCUAUUUUGAAGUCCUUCAAUGGAGAACUAAUCAAAUGGAACUAUAUUUAUACCUGUGCCAACACCGAGGCGAUCAGUGGGAUGAUAAAAGGAAGGAUUUUCCCUCCAUCACAGAAGAUGUCUUGCUCCAAAGCUCUGUGUUGCCUACCCCAGGAUUAUUAUGCCGAUAUAUGCCCAUGCCCAUGUAUUGACGUCUGCAACGAGCCGUGUGUCACAUCAUGUGGAGAUUCAACUGCAGUGGUCUUUGUACCACCAGUUAUUGUGAGAUUCCAGAGACCAACUUUCGCUACUUGCCCUCAAGACAGCAUCGUGGGAACAACCUUACCAAAUUUGCCCGCAAGACCUAGCAGCUUCUCUGGUUCUAGUGGUGGUUUCAGUGGCUCAUUUGGUUAUGGGGGGAGGUUAUGGUGGUGGUUUAAGGGGUGGACUCAGGGGUGGUUAGGAGGCUCAUAUUGUUAUGGGGGCCCAUGCGGUUAUGGCAGAAGGUCACAACGUAGCAUUUCCAUUUCUGGGGGAGGAUAUUCUGGACAUUGUGGGCCACGUUAA